Molecule: messenger RNA, 828 nt
Organism: Eutrema salsugineum
Lineage: Eukaryota; Viridiplantae; Streptophyta; Magnoliopsida; Brassicales; Brassicaceae
Product: F-box protein At5g41720
Exons: 2
Coding region: 1-828 (275 amino acids)
Source: RefSeq, a predicted model, not a curated record
AUGAGUUCCCCGGCGAUAAAUCAAGACAUGAUUCUAGAGAUUCUCUCUCGUUCUCCAGCUUCGGAUGUUGGAAAAUACAGGCUUCUGAACAAAGAUUGCAACAAGAGAAGUUACGAGUCUUGGUUUCUCAAUAUCAAUCUCCUUAGAACCAAUUCGAUUUCAGGAUACUUGGCGCAAUACAACGAAGGAGGAUGCAAAUUUCAAACCAGCUUUGUCCACGAGAGGAGAGGUUUUGAAAACAACGGAGUCUCGAUGAAUUUUCUACCACCAGAAAAAGUAAAAAUUGAAGCUUGUGAUGCAAGUCAUGGGAUUUUUCUUUGUGCUAAUGAAACAGGACCAAGUGUGCCGGAGUACAUAGUCUGCAAACCAACAACAGAACAGUAUCAAAUCAUACCGAGCCCACAAAUGCAGAAUUGCUCUAUCUCAUUCGGUUUAACGGUAAUCCGAUCGAAGCCUUUCCGGUAUCCAAAAUUGGUCAGAUUCGAAGGGAAGCUAGGUGUUAUUCGUUGGUGGAUGACCGGUUCUGGAGAGGAAUUAAACCGGUUAUGGGUUUUAAAGAGCAGUUGUGAAAAGUCGUGGGUAAAAGUGAAAGAUAUUAAAUGUAUGGGGUUAGGAGAGAACGUUGUGUGGACUCCAAGCAACGACGUCAUAACGCUUUCAAGCUGGGAUCGAUUUUGUUUCUACAACAUAAACACAGAGAAGUUGAUCUUUCAUGUGAAGAAGGAAUUCGCCAAUUACAUAUGUUUUCCGUUUUGUUCUGACUACGAAAGGGUUGAUCUAAAUGAAAGAAGAGAAUCAGUCAGAGAUGGGUCGAGAAAUGCAAUUUAG